AACAGUUGGUUACAUUCAAAGCAUAUGAAACAACUCUGUAUACAUCGUUUUCUGACAUGUUUCGACGCAUGGAGCUAUGUGAUGCUGUGUUGAUCUGUGAGAAUAGAGAAAUAUUCGUACAUCGAAUUUUACUAUCGGUAUCGAGUCCAGUUUUCAACAGAAUGUUCAAAGGAAACAAGAGAAUACCUUUUGUUCGAAAAGCCCAUCGUUUUAUCAAAGAAGUGCCAUACGUUGAUCUAAUGAAUAUUAUUCAAUUUAUUUAUGAAGGCCGAGUCAUAUUACAUCCAUGCAAAGUGAAUGGUUUUUUAGAUGCCGCAAAGCAUUUCAAGAUUAAAAUCACUGAUGAUAACUUUGAAAUUUAUAAACCACCAGAUCCCGUUCCGCCCGAUUCUGUUAGUGAUUCUGAUCCACAAUCUAAUCCAGAUGCUGAUUCAAAUUCUGAUCUUGGUCAUCUGUCUGAUUCAGACUCUCAGUCUGUUUCCCAUGAUACGAACGAGUUUGAAACUGAUCCAAAUACGACUGAGGUCAAAACAGAAAAUGAAAUCAAAAGUGAAAUGGAAAUUGACAUAGAGACUGGCAUUAUCAAGGAAAAUAAUAUCAAAAUAGAAAGCGAUCUCAAAAUCGUAAACGAUAUUAAUACCGAAAAUGAUGUCAAAACAGACCGAAAUGCCAGAGACCCACUAGAUAAAUUCUGUGCUGAAGACGGGAAAAAUAAACUAACUCGGGGAGUGGUAGAAGUGAGCCGCGACGAAUUUUUUGAACGAAUGUUCAAGGCACGAAAUCUACCGUGGCCAAUGGACGUAAGCGAAUGGACAAUGGAUUGUGGCCAAAUGAUUUCAUUAACACAAUAUUUGCAAUGUAAACCACUAAACCUCUCAGAAUUGGCCGGGAGUCUGAAUUUAAAAAAUAAAAUUAAGGAUGCUUUAGAUACGACAGAGUAGAUUGAGACUGAUUUUUGAACCAUUACAAUGAAACCCAAUCAUUUUUUCAGUAAAUAAAAUAAUUCUACAAUUUUCCAUGGCUUUAAUUUAUGAAUACUUUGUGUUGGGCUAUUGAAUUUAAGCUUCAUUGAAUGAAUUUCAUUGUCAUAGUAACGGAGCACCCACCUACGUGGGAUGCAAGACUUGAAAAGAUUUACGUUGUACUAAGAUACAUUCGAUUUGAUUCGAUUGAUAGGGAUUUAGUUUGAUGGUAACUCAUUUCAACCUAUCAUUUUGACAGAUCCAAGAACAUUCGUGAAUUUCCGAAUAGAUUUAGCGUAUUUGCCGGGCUGGUGCAAACCCACAAGAUAACACUGAAAAGGUGUUUGUUUCUCCAAUUCAUAUGAUUCGGAUUUGAACAAUUCUUUUUCAAUUGAAAUUUGCAAUAAAAACAAUUCAAAGCGAGAAAAAGAAAAUCAAACUCUUUGAAAUUCCCACAAUAAAUGCGACUCGAUUGCGAGCUAACUUCACGCUAAACAAUGAGAUGUCAGUAUCAGUGCUAUCAAGUGAUGUAGUGUGAGUUGUCCCACUUGUUUUGUAAACACGAGUGAUCGAAACCGAAUUUAUUUAUCUUCAUUUUUGGCGAAGUGACGAUGCAAAAAUGGCAAUGGCAACCGUCUCAAAUGAUGCAGAACUGUUGCUCUUCACAAACUACGAGUCAACGUUACACAAAUCGUUUGUAGAUAUGUUUCGAAAGGAAGAACUAACCGAUGCAACAUUGAUCUGUGACAGCAAACGUGUGCGAAUUCAUAAGUUUCUAUUGUCGGCAUCGAGCUCAUUUUUCAACAACGUAUUCAAAAAGCAUGGAGGCGAUUGCAACAUUUCCAUCAAAAAUGUUGCGUAUGAUGAUUUGAUAAAAGUGUUAGAAUACAUUUACAAUGGUGAAGCGGCAUUGCAUCCAACUAAAGUGAAUGCAUUCAUUGAUGCCGCGAACAAAUUUUCAGUCACGAUCAGCGGUGAUAAAAUUCAAAAGGUAUCAGCACAUUUGGGAUCAACACACAAUGAAAUCAAAUUAGAUACUUUGAAAUGGAACGUUCAAUGCGAUAACGCUGUUGCUGCGAUUGAAAGUGAUUGCACUGAUAGAAAUGUCAUAGGACUAGGUAAAGCAGAAACUAUCCAUAUUAAUAUGCAUAAACUCGCAAAUGAACGCGAUCGAGCACAGAAAAAGACGAAUAAAAGCGACAAAUUUGGCAUUGUCGUAGUGAGCCAAAUGGAAUUUCUUGAGCGGAUGUUCAAGCUUCGAAAUUUGCCAUGGCCAAUGGACUGUGAUCAAACUACACAGAAAGUAGCACAACAAUCUAACGUCAAAGCGCGAAGUUCGAAAGAAAUCAGCGAAACAUUCCGUCCUUCACCGGGCCCAUCCACUUCGAAACCCAAAUUAGUCGAUACACCUCAAUUGGCUGUUGAACAUGAUGCUGAAUCCGUUACAGAAAACAAAUCAGUCGAUAGUGAAGUGCGGAAUUCAGUGCACAAAAUAAGAACGCAAAUUAAUACGUUGAAACGGGCAAUUAGGAGAGGUAAUAAAAGAGAUGGAAUCAAACCAGAUGUUAUCGUACAAAAGGAACAAAAACUCAAUAAACUCAAACAGCAAUUCGAAAAUAUGACAGCUACGCAAAGUGAAGAGAGCCCGGAAUCGAAAUCGAAACCAAAAAAUCCCGACUGGAAGAAGACUAGAAAGGAGAAACGGAUGAUGAAAAUAGCACAGGAAAAUGGUGUAAAUAUGGCAACGAAAAGAAUUCGCAGCAGAAAAAGGACAAAUAACACAUCAAAAUCGAAGGAAUGUGCACCGUCAAACUCAAAGAACAACGAAUAGAAAUAAUCAUAUCAAAUAAUAUCUAAAUUGUUCCAAAUCUAUUUUUGUAUGAAAUAAAUCUGAAUUGUAUCAACAAUGA
Molecule: messenger RNA, 2872 nt
Organism: Sitodiplosis mosellana (orange wheat blossom midge)
Lineage: Eukaryota; Metazoa; Arthropoda; Insecta; Diptera; Cecidomyiidae
Exons: 7
Coding region: 1582-2793 (403 amino acids)
Molecular function (GO): protein binding
Source: RefSeq, a predicted model, not a curated record